Molecule: messenger RNA, 1845 nt
Organism: Raphanus sativus (radish)
Lineage: Eukaryota; Viridiplantae; Streptophyta; Magnoliopsida; Brassicales; Brassicaceae
Exons: 4
Coding region: 298-1695 (465 amino acids)
Biological process (GO): oxidative RNA demethylation
Cellular component (GO): cytoplasm; nucleus
Molecular function (GO): ferrous iron binding; oxidative RNA demethylase activity; broad specificity oxidative DNA demethylase activity
Source: RefSeq, a predicted model, not a curated record
AAAAAAUGAAACACUGUCGGGAUGUUAAUCGGACUUGGAACAUAAAGCCCAUCUAGAGUGUUUUCGCUCUCUCGGUCAUGUUACAAUGACGUGGCAUGCUGAGUCAGCAUCGCCAAAGACGGUGCGUGCAUGCACAAAGAGCGAAGUACAGUUAUUAUACACAGAAACUCGAAACAGCCAAAAGGCUCAGAAACCGAAGAGUCUCUUUGGUUGUCAAAGUUGGGUGUAUAAAAAGGGAACGAUCGAGUUGGUAGUUGGAACGAUUCAGUGAAAGAUACCAUCUUUGAGACUAAAGCAAUGAAUCACGGCGAAGGUUGGAGUUCUGGUGGCCGUUGGGGCCCUAGGGGCCGCUCUCAGGGGUCUUGGCAAAGACCAAACCGUCCAAAAAGCGAAAGUCCGGUUAUGGUUGAUAGGUCUUUGGAUGAAUCUUCUGGUAAUAGGGGUCGUCGGGGGUUUCAAGGAGGAGGAGGAAGGUGUAGACAAUCAUGGUCUCCUAGAAACAAUAGUCCAGUGCAAGUGUACGUUAAGAAGUCAUUACAGGUUUCCGAUGUGGGAAAAGCAGCUCAACAAGAAACAAAGUGCCAAGAGGAUGGAAGAGGUUCUGCUGAUGAAGAUGCAGCUUUCAAUUGUUGGGGAGAUAACAAGGAUGUUUUGCAGCCAUCUGCUUUGUCUAGCUCGAAGAACAUAAAUCUUAGUGGAGGUUUGUCCGUCUCUAGAGAAAGUGAGGAUAUGAAUGGCGGUAGGAUGUCCUAUGAUCUAGUGAAUAGGAUGGGAGAUGUUUCGUUCUCUCGCCAGGUGUCUGUGUCUUCUUCUACAAGUGAUAAGAAGGUUGAGCUUUCUAGUAUUGAGGAGGGUGAUAGCGCUCACAAGUCUGGUGAUGUAGGGAACGCUUGUAAUGAAAGCAUUAGUAAACCUUUUGAUAUCUGCCUCGAGAAGGAGGGGUUUUGUCUAAAAGCCGGCUUAAAGGAACUGAACGCAGAAAAGAGGAGAGCAACUACUAAGGGGUGCACUGGGACUGUUAUUAGACCUGGAAUGAUACUACUCAAGAACUUCUUGUCAAUCAACGAUCAAGUGACGAUUGUGAAGAAAUGCCGGGAACUCGGUUUGGGUAAAGGAGGCUUCUAUCAACCAGGUUAUCGAGAUGGAGCGUCAUUGCACUUGAAAAUGAUGUGCCUUGGGAAAAACUGGGACCCUCAAACAUCUCGAUAUGGUGAUACUCGACCGCAUGAUGGUUCUAUUCCACCAAAUAUUCCUUUUGAGUUCAACCAGUUUGUUCAGAAAGCAAUCAAAGACUCACAGUCCCUUGUUGCUUCAAGCUCAAAUAAGACGAAACCAGAAGAUGAGAUACCAUGUAUGUCACCAGACAUCUGUAUUGCUAACUUCUACACAUCCACAGGGAAACUUGGUCUGCAUCAGGACAAAGAUGAGAGUGCAAAGUCCAUUCAGAAGGGCUUGCCUGUUGUAUCAUUUUCUAUUGGAGAUUCAGCCGAGUUCGUGUAUAGUGAUCAGAGGUCUGAUGACAACGCAGAGAUGGUAGUCUUGCAAUCUGGUGAUGUUCUACUAUUUGGUGGCAAGUCUAGAAAGGUCUUUCAUGGCGUCAGAUCAAUUCUCAAAGAUACUGCCCCCAAGGUUCUUGUUCAGGAAACAGACCUCCGACGACCAGGUCGUCUGAAUUUGACUUUUAGGCAGUACUAAGCCCAAAGCUAGAACUCUUGUAUGCAUCUUGAACCUGUUUGGGAGUGUCUAAACAUGUACAAGUUGUAGGUUCAUAAGCUGCAGAUUUCUAUGCACUUCUUAUGUGUUAUUUCACAAUGUUUUGGCAACAAUAUAACUAUUCAUUAUCUC